Messenger RNA from Dendroctonus ponderosae (mountain pine beetle), 1094 nucleotides. RefSeq lists its product as uncharacterized. The transcript is spliced from 8 exons. Lineage: Eukaryota; Metazoa; Arthropoda; Insecta; Coleoptera; Curculionidae. The coding region runs from base 174 to 956 and encodes 260 amino acids. The record is from RefSeq and is a predicted model, not a curated record.
UUCUGACAGACAACUUCUGGUCUUCUUCACUAGGAUAUGUUAGGUUAUUGACAUUGAAUUGAGUUGUUUACACGCUGGACUUGUAUCAUCAAAACGAAAGUUGUUUAUUAGUCUAUAUUAGUAUUUUCAAAAGAAUUUGCCGCAAAGUUUUCCGGAUCAACCAGUUAAAUAUAAUGGAUAAAAUAUCGUUGAUAAAGCAAAACGAAAACGAGACAUUAUUGACUGAAUAUACCUCAAUUCUCUUAAAAAAUAUCGAGGAAGGAGUUGCCACUCAUGAUCUGAACCAAGUGCAACAGGAUCUUAAAAAACUGCAAUGGACUAUGCGAACUAGGUUUUUUCAGGGCGAAUAUGCCGAACCUAAAAAAAUGGAUCCGCAUCAAGAGAGAAAUGGCUAUCCUGAUUCAUCCUCAUUAAAAAGAAAAAGAGCAGACGACACGUCGAUCUGCAGGGAUAUUAAAAACGACUUGAGACUCAUUAAAAGAGACUUGGGAUUCCACGAGAAGAAGGUGCUUGAACUAACUUUACCGAAAGAAGAUAAAAGUUUACUUUCAGUUGAGCCAUACUGCGUAUUAAUUAAUAAAGCUAAUUCUUCCUUUUUGGAUGCGCUGAUCCAAGAAACUUCAAAAAAUAGCGACAAAAAAGUACAAGAAAUCUCAAAUGCUGAUGAACCUGUCGCCAAAUGCAGCAGAAAAAUGUCAGAUUCCAAAAGAAAUGGAUUACACCUAACUGUUGAUGCCUUUGGUGCUGUCACUCAAAAAUUGUUGUCGGCUUUGAUCCAGGACAAACCACCUGUAAGUUGCAGUGAUAAGGCUCCUCAUGUUACGAGACAGUCGGAAAAUGGAGCAAAAUCAACUAAAAUAAAAAACAGAAAUUCCUUAGAUAGAAGACUGCUAAAAGAGCUGGUCGAUCAGGGGAUUCUAACGCCUGAAGAUAUAAAUAAGGUUGGAUACCGGUGAUGAGGAGACUUCAGCGGAAUCCAAAAAAGGCCACAGUUAGAUUAGUCUAUCCACUAGUUUUAUUAUGUAGAAUAUAAUUGUCGAUAGUAUUUCUUAUUGGUUUACGAAAAAGCAAUAAAUCCCAUUUUAUAAAGCGUU